Molecule: messenger RNA, 3068 nt
Organism: Austrofundulus limnaeus
Lineage: Eukaryota; Metazoa; Chordata; Actinopteri; Cyprinodontiformes; Rivulidae
Product: activin receptor type-2A
Biological process (GO): cellular response to growth factor stimulus; activin receptor signaling pathway; protein phosphorylation
Cellular component (GO): plasma membrane; activin receptor complex
Molecular function (GO): ATP binding; activin binding; activin receptor activity
Source: RefSeq, a predicted model, not a curated record
GAUCCCGGCCCCUCACCCCCGUCCCCUAUUCUGGGCCACAAACCUCUGCAGCUCAUCGAGAUGAAAGCCAGGGGGCGCUUUGGCUGCGUGUGGAAAGCCCAGCUGUUGAAUGAAUAUGUGGCUGUGAAGAUUUUCCCUAUUCAGGACAAGCUGUCCUGGCAGAACGAGUAUGAGAUUUACAGCUCGAGCGGCAUGAAGCACGACAACGUCCUCCAGUUUCUGGGCGUGGAGAAGAGGAGCAACAACCUUGACCUGGAGCUGUGGCUCAUCACCGCCUAUCACGACAAGGGCUCCCUGACUGACUACCUGAAGGCCAACGUGGUGUCCUGGAACGAGCUGUGCCACAUCGCUCAGUCGGCGGCCCGUGGCCUGGCCUACCUGCACGAAGACAUCCCGGGACACAGAGAUGGCCACAAGCCCUCCAUCGCUCACAGGGAUAUCAAGAGUAAAAACUUACUGCUGAAGAACAACCUGACGGCCUGCGUUGCUGACUUUGGGCUUGCACUGAAGUUUGAGGCUGGAAAAUCAGCAGGGGACACACACGGACAGGUGGGAACCCGACGUUACAUGGCUCCAGAGGUUCUGGAAGGUGCCAUCAACUUCCAGCGCGACUCCUUCCUGCGUAUCGACAUGUACGCCUUCGGACUCGUCCUGUGGGAGCUCGCGUCACGCUGCACUGCCGCCGACGGCCCUGUAGACGAGUACAUGCUGCCCUUCGAGGAGGAGGUGGGUCAGCACCCGUCUCUGGAGGACAUGCAGGAAGUGGUCGUCCACAAGAAGCUGCGGCCCUGCCUACGGGACUGCUGGCAGAAACACACGGGUCUGGCCAUGCUCUGUGAAACCAUUGAGGACUGCUGGGACCACGAGGCCGAGGCCCGCCUGUCAGCCGGCUGCGUGGAGGAGCGCAUCGGCCAAAUGCAGCGCCAGGCCCCCAUCAUCGGCCCCGAGGAGAUUGUCACCGUGGUCACCAUGGUGACAAACGUGGACCUCCCGCCGAAGGAGUCCAGCUUAUGAUCAGCCCACCGACCAACGAUCGGGACGAGCUGCCGGAUAUCUACUGGAGAGGAUCAGACGGCCGGCCCUGGCUGGUCGGCUUUUUAUUUUUCCUUACGUUUCGUCUUCUCUUCUGGGUUCCUUUAAGUGCGGGCCGCUACUUCAGGAAACAGCCUGCGCCCACCUCACCCACAUUUGUCGGGAUCCGCCUCAUUUUUGAUACGCGUGCCUGAGGAUUUUAACUUUCCGUUUUCUUUUCCUCCUCCUUCUCUCUUUCAAGCGGACGAUUCAGGAUACGCUGGACAAACAGUUUGAUUACCUGUUGAUUUUAUAAAACACUCAUUGGAUUUCUUUCAAAGGAUCUAGCAGAGCGAUUUCUCCGUUCAUUUUAAUGUAAAAAACCGGAGAGAGAGAGAGAGAGAAAAGACGAAGACUCGUCUCCUAAAACAUUUAUUGUUUCCUUGUGAGCGUUCCUUUGAAGAAUCGACUAUCGUCUGCCAAUAAGCAACAGCUUCUGAAUGUUUAUAGUGUAAUGCUGCUGUACAUAGUGUAUCAUGAACUUGGUAAUCGGUUCAUUUUAAUUUUUUUUUUGUGGGGGGAGGGGGGUUGCCCAUUUUCAAGCAUUACGACAAUAGAAACCAUAAACCUCCUUCAACCAGGUAUACCUCAGUUUAAAUUAGUCCCUCUCCCUGCUCACAGUCCUCGCCCUCAUCAGACGACGACCUGCUGUCGGACACCACGCUCAUGGUUCAAAACAUGGCUUUCCUCCCCUUCACCCAUGUAGCUUCUCCUCCUUUUUGAUUUUAGCUCUUGAUCGAUUGAUGAAGUUGUCAUUUAACGUGUUUUUCUUCUUUUUUUUUUUUUUUUUUCUUUUUUUCCUAUUUGCUCUUUCAGCUGCUGAUGAGUUUAAUUAACAGAACUGGAAACCAUUAACUGAUUUUAAUAUUUGGUAUCACAACUGAGAUGUCAAACUCUUGGAGCGUGCUUUUAUUGUGAAAGGCAGAGCGACAAUUCGCCCAGUAUUUUACCGUUUCAUUGGAGGCAUCAGAUUCGAAGCCCUUUGUGUAUUUAGCUGAGCCAGCUUAGUUUGGAUUUAAUUGCACACAUCUUUAUUUUCCUGUAUUUUUAGUACUGUCACAAGUUUCUGCUCUCUUUUUGAUACACCUCAGGAAUCUUUGCUACCCACCUCUUCAUCCUCACCUGUCUGGACCUGGAGUAUUUUCUCUUCCGCUGAUUUAAACCCUUCAUUUAUUUCUUCUUCUUUGCCUCGUUUUGCAGCCUCUCUGCCAGGCUCGGACACUAAAACUAGAGUUAAUUUUGCUCAAACUCAGCUUCAGACCUUUUUUUUUUUGUAGUUUAGUCCAUGUUGUUUUUUGUAAUGAACUUUCACACAGUGGACUUGUGGGGACAUUUUUAACCCCCUGAAAACCUAAAGGAUAAUCAGCAUAUUUCUUCAGCCACAUACAAAACUAAAAUCAUAAAAACAAACAAAAAAAAAAUCUCUUGAUCCACACUCAAACACUAACCCAACACUGCAGUUAGACGAGCUGAAACACUCAUCCUGGUGCCAUUUGUACCUAUCCAUGUGUUACUCUUGUAGAUGUCAGGCCAAACGGAUGUAUCUGUCACUGCUGUGACGUUCUGGAGUCUUUAUUUCCUCUGAGGGAUGUUGAACACUGGUGCCGGCAGACCUGCAGUCUCUCCUCAAGCUUUGGGGGGGCGUGGUUUCAAAGGGCGCAGUUUAAAAUCAGAUGUGGAAGAAAAAAAAACAAGGAAACUUCUUUUAUUUUAUUUAUUGUUUUUUUUUUGUGCAAAAAAAAAUCAUUUUUAAAGCAUAGAUGUGCUUUCUUUGCUUCUCAGAAAACUCAGUACUGUAAUACAAGAUGAGCGCUACAGUGGGGGAAGUAAGAGUUGUCCUCACCAAUUUGUUCAUGGAUGGCCGUGGAUUCAAAACAUGUAGAGGUGUAUUAAAAAUGGUGGGAGUAAUGCAUAUAUGCAAGUAUGGAAAGCCCCAAAGGACAAUCUUUAUUUAUUCAAGGGAAGAGUACAUUAAAAGCAAAGUGGUUAAGUUGGCA